Molecule: messenger RNA, 1059 nt
Organism: Arthroderma uncinatum
Lineage: Eukaryota; Fungi; Ascomycota; Eurotiomycetes; Onygenales; Arthrodermataceae
Exons: 3
Coding region: 1-1059 (352 amino acids)
Source: RefSeq, a predicted model, not a curated record
AUGGCAUCUCUCAAGCCCAAGCUCUCUCUACGGCCCGCCUGUCGACCUGCCGAAUCAAUCGUGUUAUCAUUCGCAAGCCGGAGGUCGGGAAACUCAUACCUCGCGCUCACACCUGCCAGUGGUACCCCGCCAGGCCGAUGCCUCGGCACCCUCACACGACAAGAUACCAAGUCGAGACCUGCCUAUAACAUACCAGGACAGCCGCAGCCGCAGCUAUCUCGUGCAAGGAUGGAGGGUCACGGGAACACGCCCUCGAGACGACUACGGGCUAUAACAAGCCACAUCUCGCCCAGCCAGACCAGAUCACUCAGCCAAUCAGCCUCCACCCCUUCUGACAUCGACUUUUCAGCGCUGUCGAAGCUCCUACCGCACGAUGGCACCAAGGAGGGAGAUGCACUGUGGUAUGUCGUGGUGGCCGCGGCGCUGAUGGCGUUCCACCGGGAGGCAGCGGUGGGUGCACUGUGGGAACACAUCGUCUCUACCCAGCGGCCAUCGGAAGGAGAAAAGGCCGUGAUUGCACGCAGGAUCAGAGAGAGCUGUCUGAAAGCGAGUGUGCUUGUCGGAUUUCCGCGGGGGAUCAAUGCCCUCACAUCACUGCACGCUUCGCUGGCCAGACACACGCCUUCAACGCACGAGCUGCUGUCCACGGACUCGUCGCUGCGUAGUCCGGUCGAUGCAACGACGAAGCUGGAGCGAGGUACCGCGUUCUUCACCCGUCUGUACGCCGGCCACACGAGCAAGAUACUCGACAGCAUGUCUCGCAGCUCUGGCGGAGACCUGAGCUACUAUGCCCUGGCCAGCGUGUACGGCGAGCUCAUGGCCGAGACCCGGGUGGUGGAUGCGAUGGAGACGGUGGUGCUGGAGUUUGUGUGCUGUCUGGCGGACGACGUUGCACCGCAGGCCAAGGGACACUUCUUCGGCAGCCGGAACAUGGGAGCGUCGGGCAAGCAGAUCCAGGGCGCCGUGGCCAUCGUGCAGGAGCUGGCGAGGCAGGCUGGCGUGAGUGUGCCUGGAGCGGGGGACGAGUAUGCCUUCCUGGCGAAGGCUGAUUCAUGGUAG